AUGUCUCGACAGAAUGGAUCUCCAACUAGCAACUCCAGCUCAACGGCGAAUCCCUCCGUCGAUCGUAAGACUAUUGAGAAUCGUCCGGCGUUCACCACGACAUCUUUUCACGCUGCCUCAUUUCAACAUGGUGCCGGGGUGAGGAAACGAAGGCCUGAUGCUAUGGGUUUUCAGGACGCUGGCCCAUUCUUUUCGAUGACACAUCAGCAUUAUAAUAUUCACAGUGUGGACAGGUCCAUCAGUUACAAACUUCAAAUUAAUUCCAAGGUUGACCGUGGUUUUUUCUUAGCAGAUAAUGAUUGGACGUGUUAUCGAAGAAACUAUUUUCAGAUUAGUAGCGCAUUCUCCUUCGUGACCACACAUCCGCUUAACGAAUCCGACAUACCGUGCCUCAUCGAGGUCGAUGGACAAUUUCAUCCUGUCACCGGCUUCCAGUUGGGUAUCACAGCACGUGUCUCGAACAGCGACAAGAAGAUCGAAUUGGUACAACACACUCCGAAGCGUGACAAAGGUCCGCAAAUGGUCCCAAUGCCAAAAUCAAUUCGUGCCGGUGGUAACUUGAACCUAAGCUCUGUUGGAUCGAACUCAAACAUCGUUACCUUUGAGCGUAUUCAAUUCAAAACAGCCACCGCCAACAACGGCAAACGUCGUGCUGCCCAACAAUACUACGUGGUGGUCGUGGACCUCUACGCGCAAAUUGAGAACGGUGAGCAAUUACAAGUGGCCAGUUCAACUUCCGCUCCAUUGGUGGUGCGUGGGCGUUCUCCUGGUCACUACGCCGAUAAUCAUGAGAAUCGCUACAACCCGAUGGCCAUGAACCCGGCAUACCCAAACGAUCGACACAUGGGUUUCCCGCAUCCACAGGGACCGAAUGGUACGGUGAUCCCACAGGAUUUUAGCGGAGCCCCUUUUCAGGGUCCGUAUGGGCAGUACCCACCUUUCCCGAACUUUCACGGAAAUCUGAUGAUGACCGGUGGCGGAUCGAACGGACAAGCCCCCCCGUUCCACCCACAGCAUCCACAUCAACAGUACAUGGUACCAAGUAUUUCGGAUUCAAGUGAACAACAAAACUCGGAGAUGUACAGUGACCCUGGUAGCAUGGUGAACGGUUCGCAUGAUCAAAAGAUGCAUUCGAGCCAUGGGCAGAUGGAGAUGCAUAUGGACGGCGUCGGUGCCACGUCAUCCUCCCAUUCCGCCUUCUCAAAUUUCGAACCACGACAGCUUCCAACAUCAGGUGCAAACUCAAAUUCUGCAUCAGGUGGUAAGCCUUUCAUGAAAAUUGAGAUUCCACAACCUUCAGGACUAUCCGAACACCCUCUCACAUCACCCGCGUAUCACUCACAAGAAUACAUGGAUGGAAUCCACAUGUAUCCCAACGGGGGACAUCCUGCAAAUAACGCAUCGGCACACCACGGCGGCUACCAUUCAGACAAUGAACAACACCACAGCAACGGAUUAGGUAACCAUGUUGGUGGACGGCAACCGAGGUCAGAUGGUGCUCCGGAAAAUGGACAACACCAUUCACCAUCACUCAACGGGGUCGAAAAGCCGGAACACGGAGGAUCAAAGUCACCGCCAUCAGUGAAUAGCAAUACCACGACUCCCACGACGGAGUUAGGUAAAGGACUUAGUCAGUUGAAUUUUCGCAUGAAUAAAUUGGAAGCCGAUGAUAAACUGUAA
Molecule: messenger RNA, 1680 nt
Organism: Acaulospora colombiana
Lineage: Eukaryota; Fungi; Glomeromycota; Glomeromycetes; Diversisporales; Acaulosporaceae
Source: the annotation of a GenBank genome assembly